AUGACCUACCAAAAAGUUGACUACCGGGUCGUCACCCAUAAUGCUUGUUUGCUCAAAUUGGUGCGACUACUAGCAAAAACAGCGGGUCGCGAUAAGAUCUUCCGUUGUAUCCAAUACCUUUCCCGCUUCUUGGCCUACUAUUUCUCCACCAUCGGGUUACUCGACCAUUCCCGGCUUUCUAAAUCGGUAUCUGGUGAUUUAUCAUUUAUCCGCAAAGCAUUCCGUUUCCUUAAACCUUUGGAGCAUUUGGUGAGUCUCGGAAAAGUCCUUGAUGCUGCUACGUCUGUUGAUCCGAUCUCCCGCACGGUGUCUGCUUUUCGAGAUUCCACCUUCAUUGCGUAUUUAUUCUUUGACCAGGUGAUGUUCUUCAAGACUUUGAAACUUAUCGAUGGUAAAUCGUUUCCUAAUGCCGCAAUCCUCUCUGGUCGUCUAUGGGCAUUAGCCAUCGGGUUGGGAAUUGUCAACGAUGUGAAAAAUUGGUACGAUGCCAGUAGUCAUUUGCGACAACUUGAAACUCAUAAGGACGGGAAAAAUGCAGAGAUAACUCACGCAAUUAAAAGCAAAAAAUACGCGGCCAAAAGAAAACUUUUAUGGGACUCGUUGGAUCUCUUUGUCGCUUUGAACUCGGGUAAAUUAUUACAUUCAAAUGAGGGAAAAAUUGCCCUUGCGGGUACAGCGACCUCGGUAAUGGGUUUACAAGAUGUCUGGAAUGCUGCUUAA
Saccharomycopsis crataegensis is the source of this 720-nucleotide messenger RNA. RefSeq names its product Pex11p (gene PEX11). Gene Ontology annotation, biological process: peroxisome fission. The transcript has 2 exons. Gene Ontology annotation, cellular component: peroxisomal membrane. Lineage: Eukaryota; Fungi; Ascomycota; Saccharomycetes; Ascoideales; Saccharomycopsidaceae. The coding region runs from base 1 to 720 and encodes 239 amino acids. The record is from RefSeq and is a predicted model, not a curated record.